Molecule: messenger RNA, 1458 nt
Organism: Rotaria socialis
Lineage: Eukaryota; Metazoa; Rotifera; Eurotatoria; Philodinida; Philodinidae
Source: the annotation of a GenBank genome assembly
CUGUAUUUUCCGUUCCGAACAUCUAGACGACUUUCAUUCCGAACACCCGGUCUUUUUCAUUCCGACCUUCCGGCGUUUUCAUUCCGAACAUCCGGAAACUGAAGUUCGGAAUGGACUUCUCUGACCGAUGUCCGUAAAAAAAUGAGGACGAAAAGGGACCACCCCCGACAACAUCAAGGGCUCCCAAAGAAUUCCAAAAAUCAACUGCCUGAUCAUUUAAAACAAACAGACCGUGGAGAGAACUUCGUACGUCACGAAGAUGAAAAAUUGAUCAUUUUUACCAUUGCGGCGAAUCUUUCAGUAUUGAAAACGUGUAAACAUUGGUUUGUCAAUGGAACAUUUAAAGUAAAAUAAAAACAAAGACUUUCAGCUUACUCAGUAAACGUCUAUUUUAGGUGUGUCCAGAAGGUUUCCAGCAAGUGUUUACGUUACAUAGAUUGUUCAAAUCACAAAUUAUUCCGUUGGUUUAUGGCUUACUCGUAGAAAGAAAAACAACGCACUACGAUCAUUUUUUCAACGGAUCGUGGACGUAGAUGAUUUCAAUCCAGAAAACAAUACUGAGCGAUUUCGAAGCGGCGACAAGAAAAUCGAUCAAUUCAUUGUUUCCAAACAUUCUUCACAAAGGUGGUGUGAAUAAUUGCUUCACAAUAAUCAUCUAAGUAUGUAUUAAUUGAUUUUUUUAGACUGUUUGUUUCAUUUUGGUCAGUGUACUUGGCGUCAAAUUCAAAGUCUUGAAUUACAAAUGAAAUACCAAGAGGGUGAGCCGUUCCAUUUGAACAUUAAAAAAUAAUUGCUUUAGCUUUUGUUCCUGUUUUAGAUGUCAUCAAAGCGUUUAAUGUGAUUACCGACGAUUUUCGCGGUUAUUUUGAAAAAAGCAUGGAUAGGAGAGCCAAAGAGAGGCACAUUGAUUGAUUAAUAAUUAUUUAAUAUUCAACUUCGAUUUUAGGUAGUGGCCGAAAAAAACCUCUAUUUCCAAUAGAAAUAUGGAAUGUUUAUGAUCGAACAGUUGUCAAUCUUCCACGCUCAAAUAAUUCAAUUAAAGGAUGGCACAAUGCAUUCACGAAACGUGUGGCAAUAGUACAUUCAACUAUUACAAAAUUAACCGAGAAGAUUCGUCGUGAACAAUCCAAAUUCGAAGUCGACAUCGCACAAAUUCGCCAAGGACAAGAACCAAAGCCGAAGAAACUCAAAUAUCGAAAACUUGACGAAAGAAUCAAACGACUGGUCGAUGAUUAUGGAAAUGUUGAUCUUGGUGCAUAUUUGAAAAGACUAGCUUCUCCCUUAAUUAAAUUAGAAUCAGCAUGUAUGCGACGAAUUGCCCGUGCAACAUAUUUUUCUUGCGACGAAUUGUCUGCAACGAAUUGCCUUGCGACGUAUUGUCCAGUUACCAAUCGAAGACGACGAUCCAUUUUCCUCUGUUCAACUUCAGUUCCAGUGAUGCCUGUCUGUAUACUGUGA